UAGCGUGCAUAAUUAAAGCAACCAGGAAGCUCGGACAAGAUCAACAAGAAGGCGAAAACAAACAGCCUUUUUUUUGGGGGGGGGGGGACUGUUUUAUUUGUGUGCACAAACCGAACACGCCACUGAUAUUUUUUUGUCAUCAAAUAACGUUCGUGGAGAUUAUCGUGUGUUGCCAUGUACCUCGGAGACGGGCUGCUGUUUGAAAUUCAAAAUGGAAAACCCAAGUUGAUUGUGCUUGACCACAGUGUCGAGAGGAAUCUUGUCACGAAUUCCCUCAGGACUCGCCCGGCCUGCCUAGUGAGUUCCGGGCAGCCGUCCUGUGCGCAGGACGUGCGGGCGCAGCGUCGGGCGGGGCUGCGCCCGACGGGGCGGCGCCCGGGGGCUCCCGGAGGGGCCGAGACACAGGCGGCAGAGAGCGCAGCCUCCUUUGGGUCCGGCGGGGCGGCGGACACAAUGCGAGGCGGUCAGGCGGCCUCCAAAACACGGGAGCGUCGUACGGCGGCAGCCGGAGCCAAAGCUGCAGCCGAGGAGAAGUCCGAGCGCCAGAAAAGCAGCUCCGCCUCCGUCAACGGGGCAGCUGCACAGUCUGCAAGAAGAUGGGCUACCGCGUCCGACGUGAAGUCGGGGCCGACGGACCCGCUCGACGCCGAAGAACCGAGAGACGCGGCGGCGCGAUUGAGCGGCGAGCGGACCGGCGGCCACGACCGCCGCGUAACAGAGGAGCAACACGUACAUCGCACAGUCGAGGAAGAAGCGGGAGGAGAGACUGAGGAGGGCAGAGAAGGUCCAGAUCAAACAACAACAACAACAAACAACAGAAAUUCCCCUCCUAAAGACAACGGGUCUCACGGUGGUGUUUUCGGCCGGCUGGAGCAGCGCAACGUUGACGACGGCGCAUCGGCGGAAGCGAAGAAGGCUCAGUGGAGGCAACAACUAGAUGAGCAGGUGGCCCUGAAGCAGCAGCGGCAGCGUUGUUCCACCUCAGUCCGACUACAGACAGAGCAGGAACCAGGAAGUGAGCGCUCAGUUCAUCCGCCGGGCCGCCACAGAGAGCAGCCGGCAGCCAUCAGGUCCAGCCUCAGGCUCGGGGCGGUGACUCCGAUGGAGGAGACUUUGGCGUCGCAGAGGCGAGAGGAGCAGAGGCGGCUUUGGCUGGAGGAUCUGGACCGACAGAGGGAAGAGACGAGCCAACGCAGGAUGCGCGAGAAGAUGCUGCUCAGUCAGAAAGACGACCACGAGCUGUGGGCGGCACACUUUGACUCCCUCCAGCGCAAAGCUCCCGCCGGGACUCGAGCCCCGCCCGCCGACUGGGAGGCGUCGGCCAACUUGUCCCUGACGUGGGACGCUUCCGGCCGCCGCGAAGCGGCGAGCGCGGGACAAGUCGGCGUGGACCCCGGCGGCAGCAGAUACCCCGCCAAGAGCAGCUAUCAUCGGAGCAUGACGGCCCUGCUGGACCCGGUCCAAGUGGAGGAGCGCGAGAGGAGGCGGCUCAAGCAGCUGGAGCAGCAGAGGGACAUCCGGGCUCAGGUGGAGGAGCAGAGGCGGCACAAGCGGCAAGAAGAGGCCACGAGGAGGGCGGAGGACCGAGAGGAGGAGAGGAGAGUCGCGCAGGAGAGGGACGUGCUGCUCGGGAGGUUCCGGCGGGAGCAGCGCAAGGUCGACAGCAACAACAACCGCUGCACACGUGUACUCAACCAGGAGCAGCCGAAGAAGCUUGAUGAUGAUGAUGAGGAUGGAGGAGUGAAGGAAGCAGUGGAUGUGCGUGUGUCGUGUCCAACUGCGGCGGAGAGGAGAGACACAGCUGUGCAGACUGACGCGCCCCCCACUCAAGCGACUUCGAACUGCAAGAACAGAGCAGGCAAGGAGGACGUGCAGAAGGCGCUCGCGGUCGACGGGGGAGGCGCCUACGAGGCCUUCGCCAGGACGGAGGAGAAGAGGAGGCCUGAGUGGAACACGCGCAGGCCCAGUCGGCGCUUCGUCCCCGCGUCUGAGCGUUACCCGUCCCCGCUGCAGAGGAGCCGACGGGAGAGCCGACUCAAGAGGCAGGAGGAGAUCCUCGGUCUGCAGGACAGAAACUGCCCGCCCGCAAACCGACGCCGGCGGGAGACGCGGAUCGUCGCAAGUCGGCCUCGAAGCGACGACGCGGAGUCUAGCAGUGUGAGCGCGUCUGCGGAAAGGGGGCGCUCACCUCUCAUCCCGCAACCCUCCCUCCAGUUCAUCCCUUACAUCCGCACCGAUGACGUCUUCCAUCUGGACCCCACCGAAACCGAAGACACGCCCACUCCUCACCUGCACACAGGUGCGCGCACGCACACACACUCACAGGCGGUGUUAACGGCAAUCCUUCCUUCCUCAUCAGCGCCUCCUCCUGACGCCUCCUCCUCGUCGUCCUCCCCUGCCGAUCUCCUCAUUCUGCGCAGCACACAGCGACAGCAGGAGAUCCUCAGAGGCCUGGCGCAGCUACGACAGGGUUUGCUUGAGAAGCAGAGGGAGCUGGAGUGUGACCUGCGGCGUCAAGACAACAAGCGUCCGUCGCCCGCCAAAUGUUAGACGGUGACAACGUUCUCCCGGGAACACGUUUUUCGUGUCCAACGGUGGUUGCUCAUCAUCGCCACCUUGUCCGCCCACCACUGACAACGAUACAGUUUCCCGCGUUAAAUGCCAGAUCGUUUCGUGGCAAUUUUUUUUUUUUUUGUGCGCGAAAGGGGCUACGUUGUAUCUCCAAAUCAUGUUUUAGUUUGCUUUUUUUUUUUUAAUUAAUUUAUUGCAGUUGUAAAUAAAAGCUUAGAGACAAA
Phyllopteryx taeniolatus (common seadragon) is the source of this 2795-nucleotide messenger RNA. RefSeq names its product coiled-coil domain containing 66 (gene ccdc66). The record is from RefSeq and is a predicted model, not a curated record. Gene Ontology annotation, biological process: cilium assembly. Lineage: Eukaryota; Metazoa; Chordata; Actinopteri; Syngnathiformes; Syngnathidae. Gene Ontology annotation, cellular component: cilium; microtubule. The coding region runs from base 175 to 2550 and encodes 791 amino acids. Gene Ontology annotation, molecular function: microtubule binding. The transcript has 20 exons.